CUAAGCUAACACCUUGCUGGUAAUUUUGAUGAAUAGACUGACUCAUGGUAUUACACUUGUUUCUAGAAUGUUUACAUUAGCAGGCAAGGUUGUAAUAGCUAUGCCCUUCAAGAUGGUAUCACUUACAUUGGCACCCCCAGUCUACCUGAAGAAGAAGAACCCCAUUUGGCUCAUACAAAAGGAAGAUCUAUAUUUAGCAAAGAAAUGGCUAAUGGAUUCCUUCUCCAUAGGGUCAGCAUGAUAGAGAUUGUGAGUAUCUAUUCUUUCCUCUUCUGUCUUUUCAAUUGACCAUAUUAGGUUGUGUGAAGUAUCCAUUAUCCAAGACCUUGAGUUGAGUCAAUCCAGUUCAUAUUCUCGACAUCCAUAACCCGGUUAGAUGUUGUUCUAGAAUCAUAAGAUGACAUUAGUCUUUAUAUUGCCAAAGCACAGACGAACCAACUGAUUUAAUUUUUUCUCUGACAGGUGACUUACUUUGUUACCUCAGCAGGGGAAGUUGUGUACAGAAUUGAAGUCCAACAGAGGGGUAAGGAGGUGAUGUAAAUUUUCUUCCAGCAAAAGCGCAUUCUCCACUAUUCUCUGAACUCACAGUGCCAAUCAUCUCUGCAAAAUUUUGUCGGGGUAUUAGCUUAUUCAUUCAUCCUCCAAAUCUCCAACAAGUCAUGUAAAAAUUGCCUUCUUUGUAACUUUUAGCUGAUUGUUCAGGUUGUUUUUCCCUGUAAACUUUCACUUGAAAUUUUGUUCCUCCCCACAAAUUUAUGAAUAAAAUGCCCCUUUUUUG
This is a messenger RNA of Rubroshorea leprosula, 778 nucleotides long. Lineage: Eukaryota; Viridiplantae; Streptophyta; Magnoliopsida; Malvales; Dipterocarpaceae. The record is from the annotation of a GenBank genome assembly.